AUGGACCCCAGUAACGGCAGUAGCUCAUCUGUCAAGAAGCAAGAAGACUCCGACACAAACGAUUCCAAGAGCCAUGCCAAAGCCGAGCCGAAACCGCAGGCCAGAACACUAAAUCGAGUUCCUCGUGCAUGCAAUGCGUGUCGCAAGCAGAAGAUGAGAUGCGAGGGUGCAGAGAACCCUCCUUGUCGUAGAUGCAAGCACGCCGGUCUGGAAUGUCUUUUCGAGAAGCCGACGAGGGAAGCUAGUCUCACAGGAGAAGCUGGCUUAGACCUUGAAUCCCAUGUCGCGGACAUUCGUCAGACACAGACUGCGAUUCAAAAUACCUUGUUGGAGAUUGCUACACAUCUUCGAGGGGCCGGGCCUCUCCAUUCACGUUCGCCAUCUGCAUAUCCCUCAUUUGUGAAUCAGUCUCCAAGCGCACAUUCUCUAGGAUCACCUGGUGUUUCGACACCCUCUGCUGCCAUGAGCCAUCCACAGCUGAUGGUAGACACUGGACACUCCGGGCAAACACCGACGCCAAAUAAUGGGGUCAUGUCGCAAGUACAUGCUUCAAUAACACCUGCCUUGAACUCCAACGUGCAUCGUCAUCAUCGCGACCAGAUUUCUGCUGUCUAUCGCAGUCCCUCUUUGGGUGCAGCGCAUCGUCCCCAGAGUCAACCCGAUCUCCAUGGUACAAGUUUGAUGUAUCCACCUCCGCCUCCCGCUGCCGCUCGGGGCAGCUCGUCCCAGAGCACCAUACUCCCACCGUUCUCAUCUAUCGAAUCUAUGGGUCCUCCGCGAUCGCAGCCUACGAACGUGUCAUCUAUGCGUUACAAUCCUGCGGAUACGUCUCGUCAAACUCUAAAGCCGUCUAACGGCCAUGAGACAGGUUCAAAGCGUGGCGCUCCUCCAUCGUCCAACGUCACCAGUGCGGAUUCAUCGGACGUUGAGGAGGAAGACGGCGAGCUUCCCGCCUCCGGAUUAGUAGCGCCGUGGGAAGUGUUGCGCGGGUUAGCUGACGUCGCUAUCGAACGAGCCGCCAAGGAAAACGGGGGGGAAAUUAGCGAACCUCCUAGCCGUGCGAGAACCAGCUCUCCGGAGCCGCGACCGGCCAAGAGGAGAAAGGUACAACACAAGCAACUUCGCUUCACCACUUUCCCGGAUGUUGUCACCAAAAAUACCAUACCCGAAGCAGAGGCACGAGAAUUGUUCAGGAUAUUUUAUCACGGCUGCUCAACUUUUCUGCCUGUUUUCGAUGCUAAUGUUGAUACAUAUGAUGCUCUUCAUGAACGCUCUCCUUUCGCUGUCGAUUGUAUUUGUAUGAUCGCUGCUCAAGUUAGGGAUGGAGGCGGCAAACCGAGCGAGACAUUUUUGAAAUGCCAGGAAGAAGUCCAAACCAUUUCUUGUGCUACUUUGUUUUCUCCAGUUACGCGGCAGGAAGCUGUGCAAGCUAUGAUUCUUGUAUCUGGUUGGUCUGAUAAUGGUUGGCUGAGUGGAGGCCAUGCAGUUCGGAUGGCUAUGGAGCUAUCUAUGCACAAGGCUUGGCCAGAGCUAUUGAGAAGAAUGAAAGCCAACAAGCAGUCUACGUCCACUAAGGACCGGCAAUUGGUGAUCUCUGCGAGAACAUGGUUUUGCCUUUAUCUAUUUGAACACCAAAUGUCAUAUGGAACCGGACGCCCAUCUAUCUUGAAAGAUGAUGAGAGCAUAUGGCAGUGCCGCCUACUUCUGCAGCAUCCUUUGGCUAUUGAAGAUGACAUGCGUCUUGUCUCGACGGUGGAACUGAUGGCGAUCCGAGAGCGAGUUAACAACAAUCUUUCCCCGCUUUUCGACAAGCCUGUUGACGACAUAACGUUCAAUGUCCUCCGAGAAGCAGAUCUAGAGUUCCGCAAUUGGUACGCCACUUGGGACCACGCAUUUUCUCAGAAGUACGAGGAUGCUGCAUUCUAUCGACAGAGCCUACAGAUCCAGCAUCUUCACGCCGAGCUAUAUCAUAAUGCCACGGCCCUUAGAGGUGUGGAUAGCCCAGAUGACAUGCAAAGGAUGCCGGCUGCCCAGCGCGAGUUGGCUAUCAGGUCCAUUCAGAUCGGACGACAGAUUUUGGAUAUCACCGUAAACUCGCCUGCGUAUCGAGAAGGCAUGAAAUAUGCUGUUCACUAUACUCAUGCAACGGCGACAUUCUCAGCCUCACUAUUGCUUCGACUUGCUCGUCUCUUCCCGGAUCAAUGUGAUAUGGAAGAGAUUAGAAUACUUGUUGAACACCUCGGUGCUUUACUCUCGGAAGUGCCUGGGAAACGCUACGCGUUGACACUGCAGCUCAUGUUGAAACGCUCAAGGAAGCGGUCAGCCUCUAUGUCUCGCUCACCCCGAGACUCUCGACAUCGCUCCCAUAGCAAUGCCGGCUACUCAUCAGACAUGACACCACAAAUAGGUCAACAGACACCCAUCUCACCAACGUUUGAUUCAUCUUUUUCGGCACACCCAGACGCUUCUACUGGCAUACCAAUGGGCUUCUCUCAACAGUUCGCUCAAUAUACCCCGAGCAUCGAUAACAUUUGGCGAGGUUUCGACGCAACCUCCAAUGAGCAACUUCCCGUUUGGCUUUCCGAUCAAACACUUGGCGGUGCAAAUGUCACGCAGCAGGGUAUGGAAAGCUUAUUCCUCCCUCCGCAAUAUUUCCCUGUGCAGGAGAUCUGGUAA
Molecule: messenger RNA, 2676 nt
Organism: Fibroporia radiculosa
Lineage: Eukaryota; Fungi; Basidiomycota; Agaricomycetes; Polyporales; Fibroporiaceae
Exons: 15
Coding region: 1-2676 (891 amino acids)
Biological process (GO): DNA-templated transcription; regulation of DNA-templated transcription
Cellular component (GO): nucleus
Molecular function (GO): transcription cis-regulatory region binding; zinc ion binding; DNA-binding transcription factor activity, RNA polymerase II-specific
Source: RefSeq, a predicted model, not a curated record